CUAUGUCAGAAAACAAGUAGAGCAGAAUUGUGAAGUAAAGAAAAAACGUGAUUUUCAGAUUUUUGAUGUACGUUCCAGAGUGACAGCAAAGCUCAGGGCUGAUGGGAAGAAAACCCUGUAAGAAACUGCAAAAGACUCGAGAGAGAGAGAAAGGUUCAUCUUCUUGCAGCACAUUGACCUUAACCAACCCAAUCCGAUUUAUUUAUAAAGCACACUUGAAAACAAAAAAAUGGUUCACAAAAGUGCAUCUGAAGAGUAAGCAAAAAGAAAAGUAGAUACAUAAAACAAUGCUAGACAACACAACAGUUCAUACAGAAGAAGAAGCAACUAAUGUUGCGUCAAACGCCAUAGAAAAAAACAUUUAAGACGGCCUUGCAUACUUUGGCAACCUGUUCUAUAACUUAGCUUUAGCCUCGUCUUUGGAACGGUCAACAACAGCUGGUCAGCUGACUUUAGAGACUGCAAAUGAGAGUACGGGUGAAGCAAGUCCAAGAGAUAGCGUGGAUCGAAACCAUUAGGACAUUUAAAAGGCAACAAAAGAAUUUUGAAAUCAUUUGUCUCACAGAAAGCCAGUAAAGAGCAGCGACAUCAGGAGUGACGUGUUCUGGUCUGUGCGAUCGAGUUAGGAGACGAGUAGCUGCCUUCUGAACAAGUGGGAGGUGAGAGAGGGGAGUUGGUCUGACCCUGAAAUAUAGCGCACUACAAAAGGCAAGGCAUGAGGUCAAAGAAAAAAUCCUCCCAAGACAAAAUUGUCUUGAUUUUGGAAAUUUGUCACAUUGAAAAAAGCUUGUAUUUUUACCACAGAUUUGACUUGUGUGUCUAACUUAAGGUUGCUGUUCAAUUUCACUCCAUUAUUUGUGGCAGUGGAUUUUAAAUAUGGAGUCAAAGUGAAUGAUUAAUAUCUUAAAUAUGAAGCCAGAACUACAACUGAGUGGAUUAGAUCAAAGCUCAUCGAGGUGUUAGGAUGUCUUAAUCAAAGUUCAGGCAUAAAUUAAUAGAGGAUUUGUGGAAAGACUUGAAAGUUGCCAUUCACAGAAUCUCCAUCCAGUCAGACUGAGCUUGAGUAAUAUUGCAAAAAUAAUUUUUGCCUCUAUGUGCAAAACUAGUGGAGACAUAACACAAAAAGAUUUGCAGCUGUAAUUGCAAUGAAGUUUGGUUCUACUAAGUGUCGACUCUUUGCAGGUGAAUGCACACAACAGUUUUAUCUUUUUUCUUUAAAAAAAAAACAUUAAAAAGAAUUAAAACUAUGUAUAAUCUUCCUUCUAAUUCUGUACUAGUUUUGAUUACCUGCCACAUAAAAUCCCAGAAAAAAGAUUGAGGUUGUAAUGUGGCAAAAUUUCCUUGGAUAUCUAUAACAACUGCGGACUUAAUUAAGAUUAAUGACAGAGUGGUAGUUAAUCACUAGACAAAGCAGAAAGAAAGAAAGAAAGAAAAAAACCUGGAGGAGGUUUUUGACUGAAACUGGUGGCUAGACGAUUAUGGGUCGAGACAUAUGGCUCCAAUCUGGCGCUCCCUGUGUUUUUGUAUGUUCAUCAUGACUCAGCACUUACUUAAUAGUACACAACACUCCCAUCACUAAACGGCUGACUUAAACAAAUUGUACAUCUAUAUAUAAAAAGAAGAAGUAAUAAUUUAGAUUUGUUGUUACUUUAUUUUAUAAAAGUAUAAUGAAGAGCCUUGUUUGCUAAAGUUACAAUGUUAUGUAGAAAUUAAAUUAGUAAUACAGACAGGAGACAAAGCUGCUCUAAAGUCUACAUUCAUAUACAAAUAGACUCAGACGGCGUUGGUCAGCCUCUUCUGUCUGAUUGAUCAGCAAACAUUGUUCCUGUAAGAUACCACAGAAAACACGUGCUGCACCAUUAUGUAACAGCAUCACAGCAGUAUUUAAAGAGGCGCGUGCUCUCUCCGUUUCUCUCCACACUGCUGCACUUUUCCCCAGUCAUCGCUUCAGAUCCAUUCAGACAGUGUCGCCUAAAGACGCAUCUUAAUCUUAAAAAAAUCACAUAUAAAGACUUACACUUUGCUCUGUCAGGACUCAGAGUAUGAUUUUAGCUGACAUCAUUUCUGCAAGAUCUUCUAUGGAAAAACAAAGAAGCUGGUUUAUAGCUGGAACAAAGUUCAGCCAAAGAGACACCUUCAGAGAAUCCUGACCUUCUGUGUUUCUGUCGCACUGACUGUUCCAGCAAAGAUUUUUGGAUCAGAUACAUGUCCAGCGUUGCCAUUUAAUUUUAGUUUUAAUCCAAAGAAAAAAAAAAUGGUUGGAUUUCAGCCAGUGGAUGUGCCUCCAACAGCAGCUGUAAAGUUUGUGGGUGCAGGAACUGCAGCCUGCAUUGCCGACCUGCUCACCUUUCCCCUGGAUACUGCCAAAGUGCGGCUGCAGGUCCAAGGAGAGGCCAGCAUCUCUGAAGCGAUUGGGAGAGUUCCUGCAGUAAAAUAUCGGGGUGUGUUUGGGACCAUCGUCACCAUGGUGCGCACAGAGGGGCCUCUGAGUCUGUACAGCGGGCUGGUUGCAGGGCUCCAGAGGCAGAUGAGCUUUGCCUCUGUCCGCAUUGGUCUCUACGACUCUGUUAAGCAGUUCUACACGAAAGGAUCUGAUCACGUCGGCAUCGGCAGUCGUCUGCUUGCGGGAUGUACCACAGGAGGGAUGGCUGUGGCUCUGGCUCAGCCCACAGAUGUGGUGAAAGUUCGCUUUCAGGCACAGGCCAGGUCUAAUGAGUACGCAAGGCGCUACUGCGGCACCAUUGAUGCUUACAAGACCAUUGCUAAGGAGGAGGGCAUCCAUGGUCUCUGGAAAGGCACAGGCCCCAACAUCGCCCGCAACGCCAUCGUUAACUGCACAGAGCUGGUGACAUACGACUUCAUUAAGGAUUUCCUCCUCACCUCCACUCCCCUGUCUGACAACCUGCCCUGCCACUUCCUAUCAGCCUUUGGCGCCGGGUUAUGCACAACUGUGAUCGCUUCCCCAGUGGAUGUGGUCAAAACCAGAUACAUGAACUCUGCUCUGGGCCAGUACAGCAGCGUCCUCAACUGUGCUGCUGCCAUGAUGGCCAAAGAGGGUCCGCUCGCCUUUUAUAAGGGCUUCACGCCAUCGUUCUUACGGCUGGGCUCCUGGAACGUGGUGAUGUUCGUCACGUACGAGCAGCUGAAGCGAGCUUUGAUGGCGGCGAAUCACAGCCGAGCAGCUUUAUUGUAACCACUGAAGCUUACCUGAGGGCUGCUGUUGGAACACAGCUGCCUUCCAUUUAGCUUUCUUUCAGUGAACACUUCAGCUCAUACCUAAUGC
This is a messenger RNA of Poecilia latipinna (sailfin molly), 3283 nucleotides long. Its product is annotated as mitochondrial uncoupling protein 2-like. Gene Ontology annotation, biological process: transmembrane transport. The record is from RefSeq and is a predicted model, not a curated record. Lineage: Eukaryota; Metazoa; Chordata; Actinopteri; Cyprinodontiformes; Poeciliidae. Bases 2255 to 3193 code for a protein of 312 amino acids. The transcript is spliced from 8 exons.